This is a messenger RNA of Ilex paraguariensis (yerba mate), 3140 nucleotides long. Lineage: Eukaryota; Viridiplantae; Streptophyta; Magnoliopsida; Aquifoliales; Aquifoliaceae. The record is from the annotation of a GenBank genome assembly.
AAAAAAAAAAAAAAAGGGGUUCUUUCAAUGAUCAUACUUGCUAUCUGAUCAAAUCGCGAUUUUCAGAGAUGGCGGAAGUGACGAAAUUAUUGUACAUCGUGGUGGUGGAAGAAGAUGAAAAGAGAGAGGAAGGAAAGGAGUCUUUCCGGUAUACAAGACCUGUUCUGCAGAGUACUCUGCAGCUCAUGGGAUGCAAAGCUCGUCAUGGUUUCAAGAUUAGCCAAAGGGUUUUUGAACUGAUGAGAAGUGGAUGUUUUGCGGAUGCUUCACUUUCAUUGGGCGUAAAGUUAUCAAGACAGGAUGUGUCAAAAAAACUUCUUCAGAAAGAGAACAACAGUUGUAAUGAUGCUUGCUUCAAUAAAGCAGAUGGAGGCAGCCAUUUGGUUUCAGAGACUGAUGUUAGAAGUAAAAGCAAAACAUUUGAAUUGUACAAAAUACGCACAACUGUUUUUGUUAGAAGGACAGCAUUCUUAGAUGUUGUUUGUGAUGUUCUUGCUGAAUACAAGUAUGUGGGUCCAAAUCAGCGGGCCGAUCUGAUGUUAGCUUGCAGAAUCCGGGAAAGGAAGGAAUCUGUUACCGUGCUUUUAUGCGGCACUAGUGGCUGUGGCAAAUCUACUUUGUCUGCGCUGCUGGGUAGCAGGUUGGGGAUCACAACUGUGAUAUCUACUGACUCAAUACGACAUAUGAUGAGGAGCUUUGUAGAUGAAAAAGAAAACCCUCUACUUUGGGCAUCAACUUACCAUGCUGGAGAGUACUUGGAUCCUGUGGCUGUUGCAGAAGCAAAGGCGAAAAAAAAAGCAAAAAAGUUAGCUGGUGUUUCAGCCCCUUCACUGACAAAGGGUGACAUAUUUGAAGGUUCCACAAUUGAACAAUCAUCUCUUGAGGGGGGUCCUAGUACUGUCGAAUUGAUCAGUCCAAAACAGAUGGCUGUUGAAGGAUUUAAGGCACAAAGUGAAAUGGUCAUCGAAAGUCUCGAUCGGCUGAUCACUGCAUGGGAAGAGCGGAAAGAAUCAGUUGUCGUUGAGGGUGUUCACUUAAGCCUUAAUUUUGUGAUGGGGCUUAUGACGAAACACCCUUCAAUCAUACCAUUCAUGAUAUACAUCACAAACGAGGAGAAACACUUGGAAAGGUUUGCAGUACGUGCAAAGUACAUGACGUUGGAACCGGCUAAGAACAAGUACGUAAAAUAUAUUCGGAAUAUUAGAACAAUCCAAGAAUAUCUCUGCAAUCGAGCUGACAAGCAUCUGGUGCCGAAGAUAAAUAAUACCAAUGUUGAUAAGAGUGUGGCAGCUAUCCAUGCAACAGUUUUCAGCUGCCUACGAAGGCGUGAGGUGGGAGAGCAGCUCUAUGAUCCCAUCACCAACACAGUUGCUUUAAUUGAUGAGGAGUACAGGAAUCAGUGUACUGCAAAUUCAUUAAGCUCCAAAGGAAUGUUUCAGCUGAUCCAAAGAAAAGGUUCUUCUAGGCAUUUGAUGGCUCUUCUGAAUACCGAUGGCUCUGUGGCAAAGGCUUGGCCAGUCGAUUCAAUUUACUAUAGUGGAAAGCCUGUUCUGGGCCAGUCCAUAGAGAAUGGGAUAGGAACACCUAUGUAUGGACCAUUACAAAUAAGUAAAGCUGAACCUGUUAAUCUGCAGUUUGGUCACUUCGGGAUCAGUGCUUGGCCCAGUGAUACUGGUGGCACAAGUCAUGCCGGCAGUGUUGAUGAGUCAAGGGGUGACCUGACUGAUAAUGGUAGUAGAUGUUACUCUUCCUGCUGCAGCUCACCAAGGAUCUCUGAUGGACCUGCCAAGGAGCUGAAGGAGGAACACUCCGUGCAUGGUAGUGAUGAAGAGGUUGACAAUCCAUCAGAGGUAGACAGUGAUGAGGAUGUUAGUGAUGAUGGUAAAAAACUGAUACAUGAAGAGGUAUGUACGAGCUUUCUGGUCAUUUCAGAAAAUAUAUAUAAAGAACUGACAGGUUUCCCCAAGGUGCAUACGGCUUUUCUGAUUGCAUGCAGUUCACCACAAUCCUAUUGCCCGUGAUAUAUGCUGUAUUACUUUUGGAGAUUUUGACUAACCACAAAUGAUGAUGGAUCAGUACAGGUGUAAUUAUCUUCUAGUCUUGAUGCUGAUGCCAGAAGGAAGUUGAUGGUUCUUCCAUCUGCCCGCCACUGAUGCAGGAAUUUCAUUGUUGAUUUUCAGUGCUACAUUUAUUUGUUACCCCUACCAAAUAUCCUUACCAAAUUCUUAUUACCAAGUGGCAAAUCCACCCAUAACCAGAUUCAAAUUUCACACACACACAGUUCAAAUUUCAAAUUUUACAGAUUUGACAGCAGUGCAUCUUCUUAAGUAGAAUUGUUAAGAGUAUAAUAAUAAUUAUUCACGUGUUUUUAUGCCAGCAAUCAUUGUGGCCAAUUUUUUGUUUUUGCUUCUGGAUUUACAUGUACUUUAAAGUGCAUUUUCUCCAUUUUCAGAUGGAAGGCUCUGUGGAUGAAGAGUAUACCAAGUCAGAUGAGGAGUAUAAUGAUCUUGCCAUGCAAGAUGUUGAAGAGAAUGGCUACUGGUCCGAUGAUGAUGAAGAGACCAAUAGUAAGCUGGUGCCUAUUUCAGGAGACCAAUCAAUUGACGGGGUUAAUUGCAUCCCUGGAGAGAAGUAUAGACAAAAUCUUGACCUCUUCUUGAGAGCAAAUAGUGAGCUUGUGUCUGAGCCAGCUCUAUGCUCUUACUCUUCUCUACGGAAGGAGAAAAAUGAGAAGAGAGUGCCAUCAUCUGGCAAUGUCAAAAUAAGAAGACGUUCUCUUAGUAUUCCAACCUUCGGAAAGCAUGGUUUAGUGAUCGAUAAUCUCAAUCUCUCAGGAGCCCAGCAGAGGUAGCGGCACAGUUUUGUCAAGUUUUAACAAUUUUUUUUUUUGCCUUUGUUCUUCUCCUAGACUUGCAGUAUAGUAUAUGAGUUCCUCCUCUUUUUCGUAGAAAUGUUAAGUACAGAUCUGCUACGCAAGGGAUGUCCUCCUCCAAUCUGUUUUGCUUCAUUUUCACUUUUCAUUUGGCAAAACUGACCAAUAACAACAUAGCAGUUGUAGGAUCUGUGUAAAAGUGUAGAUGGGUCGGAGAGAGAGAGAGAGAGAGCUCACUUCUUUAGGGUAUUGAGUUGCUUGCCUGGGC